Messenger RNA from Pieris macdunnoughi, 2304 nucleotides. The record is from the annotation of a GenBank genome assembly. Lineage: Eukaryota; Metazoa; Arthropoda; Insecta; Lepidoptera; Pieridae.
AUGUUUUAUUACAGAGAGACCUCGCCUCCGUCGCCGCUGGGCGAUGAGAAGGAGUCGAAGAUGAGCCAGAUACAAUUUUCCUCGCCAAGCGAUAAACAAAAUACACUGGCGUUACAAAAGCGGGCGGAGGCGGUGUGCGUGCAGAAUGCAUACAAACACUAUGGAUCCAACAAACGACCGAACCAUGUUCUUAGUAAACUAAACAUGACCGUCAAAAAGGGGACAAUAUAUGGUCUACUAGGCGCGUCAGGGUGCGGCAAAACGACUCUUCUCUCCUGCAUUGUGGGCAGACGGAAGCUGAAUAGCGGAGAUAUUUGGGUGCUCGGUGGAAAGCCAGGCACAAAAGGUUCCGGUGUUCCCGGAAAACGAGUAGGGUACAUGCCCCAAGAAAUAGCUCUUUAUGGAGAAUUCACCAUCAAAGAAACGAUGAUGUAUUUCGGUUGGAUCUUCGGUAUGGAGACCAGGGAGAUCGUGGAGCGACUGCGGUUUCUUCUGGACUUCCUUGACCUACCCAGUGAGAAUAGAAUGGUUAAGAACUUGAGUGGUGGACAACAGCGGCGUGUCUCCUUCGCCGUGGCACUGAUGCACGAUCCUGAACUGCUGAUCCUUGAUGAACCCACCGUGGGGGUCGAUCCUCUUCUUAGACAGUCCAUCUGGACCCAUCUGGUGCGAAUCACCAGCUCCGGUGAUAAGACUGUUAUCAUCACAACCCAUUAUAUUGAAGAGGCCAGGCAGGCGCAUUGUAUUGGUUUGAUGCGCAGUGGCCGCUUGCUGGCAGAGGAUCCACCGCAGGCACUCCUCAGAAUGUACAACUGCAUAUCCCUUGAAGACGUCUUCCUCAAAUUAUCUAGGAAACAAGGACAAGGCAACCAGGUACCAGAAAUAACUGUAUCGGGCGGAGGCCUAGGACUCAACAAGAUGUCUAAACGGGAAGAAGCUCCCUACGCCAAUGAAGACGCGCAAGUCAUCGGGCUAAACUUCCACCAGAGCAAGGAGGUGCUAAUUGUUGAUAACGGAGUUGGUUCAAAUGGAGAUUUACCAGGAAAGAAAUCGGAGGCUGCAACAGAUUGUACCGAUUGCGCUGGUAGAUUUAGUUUCACAUCCCGAGGUAAAAUUAAGGCGUUGAUUCAAAAGAACUUCUUGCGGAUGUGGAGAAAUAUCGGUGUGAUGCUAUUCAUCUUUGCCUUACCCGUGAUGCAGGUCAUUCUCUUCUGUUUGGCAAUUGGACGAGACCCAAGUGGACUUAAAAUGGCUAUAGUAAACCACGACGUUAAUGUGUUCGACGGCUACUGUCCAUACAACUCUUCCUGCUCUAUGAAGAAUCUGUCUUGCCGGUAUUUGGACAAUUUGAAAAAUGAGUCAAUUAUCAAGAAUUAUUAUGCUGACCUAGAUGAUGCAAAAGAAGCAGUUCGGCAAGGAGAGGCCUGGGGAGUCAUCUAUUUCAACGAGAAUUAUACCGAUUCCUUGGUCGCGAGACUGGCUUUGGGUGACACGGCUGACAAUGAGACAAUACUAUCAUCAGAGGUGGAAGUAUGGCUGGACAUGUCCAAUCAGCAAAUUGGUUUGAUGCUGAGUAGAGACAUACAAUUCUCUUACAGGGACUUCGCUAAGGGUCUUUUAUCGUCAUGUAACUACAAUCCUAAAGUAGGCGACAUUCCUAUCGACUUCAAGGAUCCUAUUUACGGUGAUACCAAUCCUUCCUUCACUGAUUUCGUCGCGCCGGGGGUUAUUCUAACAAUCGUGUUCUUCUUGGCCGUAGCUCUCACUUCGUCUGCUCUCAUAGUAGAACGUACUGAGGGUCUAUUGGAUCGAUCCUGGGUGGCUGGUGUUUCCCCAGGGGAGAUUUUAUUCUCUCAUGUGGUGACUCAGUUUGUUGUGAUGUGUGGACAGACAGCGUUGGUGCUCAUUUUCAUGAUACUCGUCUUUGGAGUGAAGAGUAAUGGAAACAUCGCGUAUGUCGUCAUGCUGACGAUUUUGCAAGGACUUUGUGGAAUGUGCUUCGGCUUCGUGAUAUCAGCUGCCUGCGAGCUCGAACGAAACGCCAUCCAGCUUGCCCUAGGUUCAUUCUACCCUACUCUCCUUCUCAGUGGGGUAAUUUGGCCCAUCGAGGGCAUGCCAUGGAUACUACGAUACGUGUCUACUUGUUUACCCUUGACCCUCGCUACCUCGUCACUAAGAUCCAUAUUGACCCGCGGUUGGCCCAUAACUGACCCCGAUGUCUAUAUGGGCUUUGUUUCGACUAUACUGUGGAUUACUUUAUUCUUAGUCCUUACUAUAACGAUUUUGAGGUUCAAACGGGGUUAA